AUGCCACUCUCAGUCCGCUCCUUUGCCUCUGUCGCGAGCUGGCUCUCGCUCGUCCCUUCGGCCCUGGCCGGCUUCGACCCGGGGUCGUCCAAGAACAUUGCCGUCUACUGGGGCCAAAAUUCCUAUGGUCAGGGCAGUGGCCCAUACGUGCAGCGCAACCUUGCCGGGUACUGCAAUGACUCCAACAUCAACAUCAUCCCGAUUGCCUUUAUGAACGGCAUCACUCCGCCCAUUGUCAACUUUGCCAAUGUCGGUGACAGAUGCGGUACCUUCCCCGACAACCCAAACCUUCUCAAGUGCCCCGAGGUAGAAAACGACAUCAAGACCUGCCAGAACACGUACGGCAAGACUAUUGUCCUUUCCCUCGGCGGUGCCACUUACACCCAAGGCGGCUGGCCCUCGACGAGCGAGGCGGAGAAGGCGGCCGAGAUGUUGUGGGCCAUGUUCGGCCCCAUCCAAUCCGGCAGCAACGUCGACCGGCCCUUUGGCUCCGCAGUCGUCAACGGCUUUGACUUUGACAUGGAGGCAUACACGGGCAACCUCCCCGCCUUUGGGGCCCGGCUCCGCAGUCUCAUGGACAACGCCGGCGGCAAAAAGUUCUACCUGACAGCGGCGCCGCAAUGCGUCUUCCCGGAUGCCACUCUUGGCUCGACUCUCGACAGUGUUGCGUUUGACGCAGUUUUCACGCAGUUUUACAACAACUGGUGUUCUGGGAGCAACUUCAAGCCCGGCGGCCCUCAGAACGCCUUCAACUUCGAUGUCUGGGACUCGUGGGCCAAGAGGAGCAAGAACCCCAACGUCAAGGUGCUUCUGGGAAUUCCGGCCAGCUCCGGCGCCGCCGGAAGUGGAUAUAUCAGUGGCGAGAGCCUCAGGGCAGUUGUUGCGUACUCGAGGAAUUAUACCAGCUUCGGCGGUAUCAUGAUGUGGGAUAUGUCGCAGCUUUAUGCCAACAGCGGCUUCCUCGCCGAGGUGGCGGGCGAUCUCUCAUGA
This is a messenger RNA of Hirsutella rhossiliensis, 990 nucleotides long. RefSeq names its product glycosyl hydrolases family 18 domain-containing protein. NCBI's taxonomy places the organism in Eukaryota, Fungi, Ascomycota, Sordariomycetes, Hypocreales, Ophiocordycipitaceae. Bases 1 to 990 code for a protein of 329 amino acids. Gene Ontology annotation, molecular function: chitinase activity. Gene Ontology annotation, cellular component: extracellular region. The transcript is spliced from 5 exons. The record is from RefSeq and is a predicted model, not a curated record. Gene Ontology annotation, biological process: carbohydrate metabolic process.